Messenger RNA from Etheostoma spectabile (orangethroat darter), 6972 nucleotides. RefSeq names its product vesicle amine transport 1 (gene vat1). Gene Ontology annotation, molecular function: zinc ion binding; oxidoreductase activity. The record is from RefSeq and is a predicted model, not a curated record. Gene Ontology annotation, biological process: negative regulation of mitochondrial fusion. The coding region runs from base 283 to 1674 and encodes 463 amino acids. The transcript has 6 exons. Lineage: Eukaryota; Metazoa; Chordata; Actinopteri; Perciformes; Percidae. Gene Ontology annotation, cellular component: mitochondrial outer membrane.
CUCUGUCUCGUCCCACUCCCACUCUGUCAGAGCGCGGCGUUGACAGCCACUGGCCACUGAUCAGCCCACUUUGUCGGGGUUUGUGUCUCCAUGCAAGACUGCUGAAAAAGAAGCUCUGACUCUCGCAUUUUCUUUUAUUCGCAAAGGCAAGCAUACGUGACAAACAACAAGUCCGUCCCCGGCAACAAAAGCGCACAAAAGGUGUAAAAAAAAAAGAAAAGAAAAAAAAGGAGCCUUUAAGUCAUUUUCUAGACUCAUCACUGUCUCACAGCUCCCUGCACAAUGUCUGGAGAGGACGCACCUGCCGAGCAGCAAAACGCCGUGGACCAGAAGCAGGAGACCAAAGCUUCCGAGGAACCCAAAGCCGAGCCGCCCAAGACGGAGCCCGCACCCGCCGCCGCCGCCGCCGCCGAGGCGACGGCUACCCCCGCGGCGGCCACCGAGAAGGUCCCCGAGGAGGAGACGUUCACCUAUCGCGCCCUGGUGCUCACCGGCUACGGGGGGUAUGAUAAAGUCAAGCUGCAGGUGAAGAAGGGCAAGCCGGCGCUCAAGGCUGGCGAGGUCCUGGUUCGGGUCAAGGCUUGCGGGCUCAACUUCGCAGACCUGAUGGCUCGGCAGGGGCUUUACGACCGGCUGCCGUCCCCGCCGGUCACCCCGGGAAUGGAGUGCUCUGGGGUGGUGGAGGCUGUGGGGGAAGAAGUGACGGACCGAAAAGUUGGCGAUAAGGUGAUGGUGUUGAACCGCUUUGGACUGUGGCAGGAGGUGGCGGUGGUGCCGUCAACCCACACCUUCCUCAUCCCAGAGGGCAUGAGCUUUGAGGAGGCAGCGGCCCUCCCUGUGAACUACAUCACUGCCUACAUGAUGCUGUUUGACUUUGGCAACCUGCGGCCCAACCAGAGCGUCCUCAUCCACGCCGCUGCAGGUGGUGUGGGUAUUGCAGCCACUCAGCUGUGCAAGACAGUGAAGGACGUGACUGUGUUCGGCACGGCAUCCGCCAGUAAGCACGAGACCAUCAGCGAGGGUGGCGUCACGCAUCCCAUUGACUAUCGCACCAAGGACUAUGUAGAAGAAGUCCGCAAGAUCAGUCCGAAAGGGAUGGACAUAAUACUGGACCCUCUCGGAGGAUCAGACACCCAUAAGGCCUACAACCUUCUGAAGCCUAUGGGGAAACUUAUCACCUAUGGUACAUCUAACAUGCUCGCCGGCCAGAAGAAGAACCUGCUCGCUGUGGCCAAGAACUGGUACCAUCAGUUCUCCAUCCACACGCUCAGCCUGAUCCAGGGGAACAAGUCGGUGUGCGGCUUCCAUCUGGGCUACCUGGACGGGGAGAUGGAGCUCAUCACCGAGGCCAUGAACACCAUCCUGGAUCUCUACAAGCAGGGCAAGGUCAAGCCCCGCAUCGACUCCACUUGGCAUCUUGAGCAGGUGGGCGAUGCCAUGAGAAAGAUGCAGGAGAGGAACAACAUCGGCAAAGUGAUCCUCAACACAGAGCCGAUGCCCGAGGAGGAGAAAAAGGAGGAGUCCAAGAAGGAGGACAAGAAGAAGGAGGACAAGAAGAAGGAUGACAAGAAGAAGGACGAUGGCAAGAAGGAGGAGAAGAAGGACGACAAGAAGAAAGAGGAGCCCAAGAAGGAGGAGGAGAAGAAGGAAGAGCCCAACAAGGAGGAGAAGUGAGAGGGAGGAACAGAUAGUCAAGCAGAGCAGCAGGGAGUUUGUGUCCUGGGAGCUGGGGGGUGGGGCGGGGGGUGGGGGGGAUGGGGAUGAAGAAGGAGAUGGAUGGGGUGGGAAGGUGGGGUGGAGUGUAAGGAUUGGAAGGAGUUAGAAGGGUAGAUUACAAAAUGAUUACACCAGUGUCAGUCAUUCAUCUCGUCCACCUCCCCUCCGCCUCACCCUCUCGACUCCACAGUGGCAGUAAUUACUCAGGCCUGGCUCCACCCACCCCCUUCCCAUCCUGUAUUCUUGCAUUUAUCUCUUAAAAAAAAAAAAAAAAAAUGUCCAAUCACUUGUAACACCUUGUAAGCACCGAAACCUACUUCUCUGCCUCACAAGAUUGAGAAGGCAGCCACAACACUCGAAAGAUGUUUCCCAUCUGGAAUGACAAGAGACAAGAGCCGUGGGGGAUUGUGGGUACGGUCCAGGCCUGGGGCAAAUUACUGUUUCCUUGACAACCAUAAUCCCUGCUCGCACUCCGGCCCCACCCUCGACCCCCAAGCCCCUCCGCACCUCAACUCCCACCGUGCUAAAUUGUUCUGCUCUGACUUCCACCUGCCACCUCCUCUUCCCCCCCUCACUGUGCUGAGUCCCCCCCACCCCCUAUCCCCCGAGUCCCACACACAACCACCACCACAACCACCGCCCCCAACCCAUCCACGGGCGGACCCACAGACAGGCACAGAGGCAGGCAGAUAAAUGGAGAACCAAACCACCCACACGUUGCUCUUCUAGUGUCCAAUGUUUAGUUAUGUCACAUGAGGAUGAGUCAGAGAUGCCUGUGAUUGGCUGAUGCACCCCAGCUCCCCUGGAGAUAUUUGCAUCGUGGUUUUGAUCAUAAUGUUUGAUUGCUCAGACAAUGGUGUUAGUGCUAGAAGGCUUAACAUUGGUUAUCAUAUAUAUAUAUCUGGCCUUAGCUUCGAUAUUCCUUUUUCUCCAUGAGUGUAGAAUGAGAUCGCACCAUAAUGCAUGGGUUCCAGUCCAAUUUCAGUGAAGUUAAUGUAGUGACUACAGUUUUGUACUUGCCUGAAUAUGAAUUUUCCUCAUAAUGAGCCGUUCUGUGCCGUGUUGAAUAGGGAGGCAGAAAUCAUUGCUCAGCUUCCUUCUCCUUAGUUACAGAUUCUUCUAGCUGACCAACUGUUGGCAAGAAGUUCGCAGUGCCAAUUAAGAGAGAAUUUGUUUCUGUUUAAACAAGCCACAAAUACACACACAUACACACACAUACACACUCUGAAUGUGAUGAAAGAGGCACUUUCAUGCUGAGACAGUGAAGCGUCUGAAAUGAGCAAGUUAAGAAGGUGACUAUCAGUCCUUUUUCUUCCUCCCUGAUCCUCCUCCAGGCAUUCCAUGGCAUUCUGCUGCUUUCACAGCGACCGCUCGCCUGUCGAUCACCCUGACCUGUGAGAGGAGAAUUCAAUUUAAGUUAGCGUCCAUACUUUGCCCCCCCCCCCCUGCUUGUCUCUACACUCUGCUCUCCCUCUUUCCAUUUCCCUUUUUAUGGUCGGCAUAGCAACAGGCGUCAGGCUCGUCAGAGGAGGCACUGUGGUCUGUUUCUCUGACUCCCUCUUCCUGUGUCUCUCUUUUCUGCCUCCCUAAGUCUAUAUUUGCCAACAAUUGGUGCUAUUGACCAGUAUUCCAACAGGUGUGAAAUGUAUUAAGGAUUUCAGAUGAUAAAGAUGAAGAGGUGGAGCCAUUUUCAAGGUUGUUAGUAUUGUACUCCCAAACAGUUUAAACCAGUGAAAUUUAAACCGAGUAUUGACCCUGUAUGCAAUUAGCAGUGCGCUGGCAAAAACAGGGCACCGCUCCCCCUAAUGGCCAUUAUGAAUUUUGUCUAACUGGUGUAAUGUCAUUGGACUAAAUCCUUAGUAUAAAUCCCACUGGGUGGACUCUAAAUCUUUCAUGUAGGACGACAUCAACUAUGAAACUUUUAUCUACCUGGCUGCCUGCCUACCUGUCUGUCUGUGAGUCCGGCCUCAGCGUUGAGACUCAGAUGGUGACUAGUGACUUUGUAAAAAACACAAAACAAAAUGUUUGGAGAAAAAAAAAAAUGAAAAAAAAGUUGUUGUGUUAGCAUGAGUGGCCUCCCUCAUGUGCUGUGUGUGGUGUGCCAUUGUGUGUGAAGAUGUGUGUGCGUGUGUGUCCUCAGGUCAUUUGUCAGGUUUUAAAAGCACCCACCCAACCCAUGCCACAUUUCCCCCCCCCCCCCUCUCACACUACCCUGCUACAGUAUAAUGUAGCUACAACCCUCCCCUCUUACUCUGUCUCUCCCUCCUGUCUGAUAAGAGGCCUGUGUAAUGAGGACAGUUGGUAUUAGUAUUUUUGCACUCUGCUCGCUGAUCUUAUUGCACUUACAGGCAUGGCAGUCGCACUCUAGUCCCCCGCAGGCUUUGAUUCUGCUCCAGGUUUGCAGUCUGUUUCCCAUCAUCCACUCCCGGUGUAUCUGCUGAAGCUCACUGAAAGCACAGGUGGCACACACACGCACGCACGCAGGCACGUACACACACACACACACACACACACACUCACUCAUGUAAAGUUCCCCUCAUUUUCAGCUUGCCAGUCCCUGCCCGGGCCAACUUCUCCUGGGUGGCAGCGAAAAUCAAAGCAUUCAUCCAUCCUUUACUGUGUGAAGUAAAAUGUGGAGCAGGGCGGAGUGAACGGGGCUGGAGUGCGACCGCUACGCUGGUGUGGGGAGUGACUGUGUCCUGUCAGCCUCUGGUUAGUGUUCUGUUCUAAUCUGCUGGGCUCCCUUUGUGAACCUGUGGACGGUGCUUCUGUUCCGAGUGCCAUGUGAGAAACAAGCGCUUCAGUAAAAACAAAACAACAAAAAAAAGAGGAUGUUUUACUUAAUAUGUUAUUUUAAUUUACCUUUAUAUUUCCGUUUGUUUGUCUGUUUUGUUAUCCAAGGGUUUAAAGUUCAAAGUUCAUACUCUUGUGGGGACCUGCCAACCUGCACUCCUUUUAAAUGUGAUGAAGUCUUUCUGUUGGUCCGAACCAUGUGUGCCAAAUUGUAUGUAUAUUCCUCUGUCAAUGCUUUGAAUAUUAACAGUGCAUAAAAAAAAAUAUGAACACAAUUCUGUUUUUUGGAUGCAUUUCCAUCAAUCUUGAAGAAUAGUGAAAAUAAGAGUUUUCAUAGUGUGUCAGAUUUGUAUCCCAAAAAGCUUAUGGGUGCUGACAAAAUUUUUGCUGCAGUUUACAAAAGGUUUAACACAAUUUGUAGUUUUUGAUUGGUUGCAGUCUUUCUCAAGCGUAGGCCUGCACUGUGCCUCUCUCCUUGCACACAGCUUACCUCAAUCCGAGGCACCUCCCUCCGUAUUCAUACCCUUCUCACUGUGUUUUACCAGCUUUCACAUCAUGUUGACCACAACAGGUUGAAAUGUUUACAACCAUACUAUUAGAAUCGCAGUGAAAAGGGACUGGACAUGGUGCAUUUAAGGUUCAAUACUCCACCAAAAGACAUAGAUUCACAGAAAUCUGCAAAUGUCCUCCAAAUCCAUAACUCCACUGUAUUCCUCUCAAUGGACUUCUAUUCCUUUCAGUUUAUUUCCAAAUGGCUUGUAUAGCAAGUGAUGGAGCAGAUGUUUUCACACAGCUGUGCAGGGAUGCCAAUACUGCAACACAGCUGCACAAAACCCCAGCUUAUUGGCUGAUCAUAGCACAGCUCUGGCCUGCCCCAGACACAACAUUUCCGCUUUACUGCUGAUCUCAGUUCACUCAAGGAUUAUUAGAGACGUUCCUCUUUUCCUGUGCUGCAUCCGCAGAGCCUCUUGGCCGGUGCAACAGUGGCGACCCCGAAUUCCGCCCCAUAUCGCCCCCCCCUUCUCUCUCCAUACACAUUUAUAGCAAAUAAAACAUUAGUUUGACAUCUGGAAUUUGAAAUCGCAUGCAGUUAUUGGCAUGUGGAAAACCGCUUAUAAUCUCUUUCUUUCACAUUUUCCCCUUGGUUCUUUUGAGCUAAAAUGCCUUUGAGAUGAACUCAAUCAGUUGGGCAGUUGGCUUGCUGCCUGAGCACACUUCCACCAUGGUGAAGCUGCAGUGUAAUGUCAUCUUGAAACGGUUUCCCAGUCAUUCCAGACACGUAUGCAAGAGUACUUAGCAACUCAGAGAUGCACAGGAGAAAAACAGUGUUUCAAAGUAAAAAAAAAAUAAACAAAAUGGUAAUUUUCUGAGCAGUUUUAGAUUUGAUAUUACUAAUUAACACUUGUAGUUUUAGGUUUGAAAAAUGCACUAAGACAAUGAGCAUAGUAUUUCCAAUAGCUACUCUUCUGUCUGUCUUGGCUUGUAAAGCUGAAGUCUCUCACAGGCACCCGCCGUUCAGCUUUGAGGUGAAUUUCUUUGUUUUAUAUGGUUUCUCAGGUCAUUCCAAACAGCCGUUUACUUCAUGUAAGAAGCCGACCUAAUUUUGCGUUUCCUAAAACACUCAACAUCAGUCUGUUUCACCAAACUCACUGCACAAACCAUCUGUCACGCCAUCCAUGUUCAAUGUAAGCUUUAGUAUUCCGAGUCAAAAAGGUGAUGCUCUGUCAGUGGGUCAUUUCCAAAUUCAGAGCAACUCUGUUCACUCAUCCACACAUUGCCUGCAGCUAUUGUUUCCUUAGCACUCAUUUUUACAUCACAGCAACAUUGCAGAUGCUUUGGAAGUACAACCUGGCUGGGUUUGUCAUGUACAGUACUAAGAUGCAUGUUUAUUCAAGAGAAAAUAAGGCAUGUGUUUGUGUACAGCUCACCUUCUUUUUCCACGAUGGUUUAGUCGUCGUGUAGUGGCGUGGUGUGAAAAAGGAGAAUACUCUUCCAGUUGUAUCACGUUGCCAACCGAAGCCAAUCCACUGCCCCGACUCCCUGUCCUCACCCUCAGCAUGGGCACUGUCAUGGCCAACCGGUUCAUUCACGAGAGACCUUAACCUAUCUCUGGGAAUGUUUCAGAAACUCACUUCACACCAUCCUACUACACACCACCUGUUAGAAUUCAGUCACCAAUGGCCAUUUUCUACAAGGCAUACCCAACAGGUUGAUUUUUAAGCUAGUUCUCCUCUACUCUGUCCUUCCUUGUGUUGUUGUUUUUUUCCUGGUUGCAAACACUCUUCUCGACUUUGUUUUUUAAACCCUUUGAAUCGAUGCUGCUUCUGUGCUUGACUAUGGGUUUACCGCGUGGUGCCAUGUUGUCCACAUGGCCUCUAGAGCUUGUAACGCUUCAGUGUGUAAUGUUACCAUAUGCCUUACAUGUUUUCCAGGACUAAUAAAAAAAAGCGUAACAAAAAGUCA